Molecule: messenger RNA, 2379 nt
Organism: Monopterus albus (swamp eel)
Lineage: Eukaryota; Metazoa; Chordata; Actinopteri; Synbranchiformes; Synbranchidae
Gene: nfe2l2a
Product: nfe2 like bZIP transcription factor 2a
Exons: 5
Coding region: 241-2067 (608 amino acids)
Biological process (GO): regulation of transcription by RNA polymerase II; cellular response to oxidative stress
Cellular component (GO): nucleus
Molecular function (GO): RNA polymerase II cis-regulatory region sequence-specific DNA binding; DNA-binding transcription factor activity, RNA polymerase II-specific
Source: RefSeq, a predicted model, not a curated record
CACACACGCACAUCCCUCACCACCAGCCUCAUAGGCGGGUGUCAGGGGGACGAUCCCGGAACCUGAGCUCGGUAGGCAGGGCCACCAUUUCCGUAAUGCUCAUUAGAUUUAGAGCGAGCAAUAUUUGCCCGAGCUCAGCUGCUGCGACGCACUGUAUCGUCUGUGACCCGCUCGCCAUUUUAAUCAGCCAUUUGAGGAAUAUACACACCGACACGUCAUACGGCGAGACAGCUCUCCAUAAUGAUGGAAAUGGAGGUGGCGCAUUCCAGUCAACAGGACAUGGACCUGAUUGACAUACUGUGGAACCAGGACAUCGAUCUCGGAGCCAGGCGAGAGGUGUUUGACUACAACCACCGUCAGAAAGAGCAUGAGCUGCAGAGGCAGCGGGAACUGGAGGAGGAGAAGAGGCUGCAUCUGCUCCGGGAACAGGAGAAAGCUUUGCUUGCACAGCUUCAGCUCGACGAGGAGACUGGAGAGUACAUACCCUGCCCACCACCCAGCACCCCACCACAGGCGGCUGUCACACCUCUAGAGGUUACACAGGAUGUCGGCUUCACAGACGAGAAUGAUGCCACCAUGUCAUUUGAUGAAUGUUUGCAGCUACUGGCAGAGACAUUUCCUAUAGAGGAGACUGAGAACACUUCAGUUUGCCUGGACACAACUGCAGUUUCAGUUCCCAGUAGCAGCAAUGUCAUGAUGUCCCCCGAGCAGCCAGCUCUGCCAUCAGCCACCCUCUCCCCAGCUCCACUGCCGCCACCACAGAGGAUGUCUCCAGAUUUGGAGCAAGCCUGGAUGGAGCUUCUGUCCCUCCCUGAGCUGCAGCAAUGCCUGAGCAUGCACAUGGAUGAACCACUGGAGACUUUGACUUACCCUCUUCCAAACAGUCCUGAAUUACAGAAUCCAGACUUCACUUUUUACCCCAUGGCGAGCCUCACAGAUGGGGAAACAAGCAGUUUAACUGUUUGUCCUGCAGAGUUUAUGAAUACAUUUGAUGGUUCUGCUCCAAGUAUGGCCCCGGCAGACAACCUCAGCCAAAUGGAGGCAAAAGCUUCUCCGUUAAAUACUAACUUUGAAGAAACUUUCUGUGACAGUUUUUACCCCACCACCAUUCUGGAAGAGAGCAGCAGUCAGCAAGGCCUUGAAGGAAAUGAAGACACCACUUCGUCUGAUAUCACAAAACCUCCCUUCACACCCUUGGACCUUUACAGCCUCUCACCUGGGGAUGCAUUUGACAGAGGCAAACACAGCCUGACAGCUGAAAUGCCAGAUUCAGAUUCAGGAAUCUCUUCAAACACAAGUCCAAAUGCUAGUUCACCUGGGAAAUCUGUUUAUGGAGAUGGGUCCUUUGGUUACAGUGAUUCAGAGAUAGAGGAGAUGGACAACAACCCUGGAAGUGCAGAAUCUGAAUACUUGGAGAUGUUCUGUCUAAAUUUUCAACCUGACGAUCUUCAGACAGCGGUGACAGGGCAGCCACAACAGCAGCAGGACAAGAAACCCAAACAGAAGAACACGGACCCAGCAGAGGAGGGUGGUCACAGCGAUACUCCCUUCACCAAAGACAAGCGGAAGAAACGCUCCAAUGUCCGUCUCUCCAGAGACGAACAGAGGGCUAGGGGCCUCAAAAUCCCCUUCACUGUCGACAUGAUCAUCAAUCUUCCUGUUGAUGACUUUAAUGAGUUGAUGUCAAAGCACCAACUGAAUGAGGCCCAGCUGGCCCUGGUCCGAGACAUACGCCGCCGCGGGAAGAACAAGGUCGCUGCCCAGAACUGCCGCAAACGCAAGAUGGAGAACAUAGUGGGUCUGGAGGGCGAGCUGGAUUCACUGAAGGAGGAAAAAGAGCGUCUGCUGGAUGAGAAGAGCCAGAACAUCAAAAACUUGAAGGAGACAAAGCAGCAGCUCAGCAGCUUGUACCUGGAGGUCUUCAGCAUGUUGAGAGAUGAGAGUGGGAAUUCCUUCUCCCCUUCAGAAUACUCCCUCCAGCAGUCAGCUGACGGCACCAUCUUCCUUGUUCCUCGCAUUAAAAAGACUUUCAUUAAGAGCAAAGACAACCGCUUAUCUUGUUUGUAAUAUGGUACUGCAUUAUCAUAGUAAUACUAUGCAAUAACUUGGUAAUCACUCAGCUUUAAACCAUUAGUAGCUCAGCAGAACUAUUGUAUAGUUUUUGCAUAUUUCUCUUGAAUGUUGUAAUAUUUUUGAUAUUUUACUUUUGUACUCUGAUACCUGUCUUUAACCUAUAUUGUUUGUAAAUAUAAGCAUACUUUUGAGAUGGAUAAAGGUGUACUGUAUGUGUGUACAUGUAUAGUGUAUAUAUUUCUGUAUGCUAAUGAUUGUUUCAAUCAUUGCUACUCAUUUUAUAACUUUACUUUUAAGAUUCGCUGC